Dromiciops gliroides (monito del monte) is the source of this 372-nucleotide messenger RNA. RefSeq names its product 60S ribosomal protein L35-like. The coding region runs from base 1 to 372 and encodes 123 amino acids. Gene Ontology annotation, cellular component: ribosome; cytosolic large ribosomal subunit. The transcript has a single exon. The record is from RefSeq and is a predicted model, not a curated record. Lineage: Eukaryota; Metazoa; Chordata; Mammalia; Microbiotheria; Microbiotheriidae. Gene Ontology annotation, biological process: translation; maturation of LSU-rRNA from tricistronic rRNA transcript (SSU-rRNA, 5.8S rRNA, LSU-rRNA). Gene Ontology annotation, molecular function: structural constituent of ribosome; mRNA binding.
AUGGCAAAAAUCAAGGCCAGGGAUCUUCGCGGGAAGAAGAAGGAGGAGCUACUUAAACAGUUAGAUGAUUUAAAGGUAGAACUUUCCCAAUUGAGAGUGGCUAAGAUCACUGGAGGAGCUGCAUCCAAGCUAUCUAAGAUCCGAGUUGUCCGAAAAUCUAUUGCCCGAGUCCUGACUAUCAUCAACCAGACACAGAAAGAGAAACUCAGGAAAUUCUAUAAAGGCAAGAAAUACAACCCCCUGGACCUUCGGCCCAAGAAGACCCGUGCCAUGUGCCUCAGGCUUAAUAAGCACGAGGAAAGCCUGAAGACCAAAAAACAGCAGAGGAAGGAACACCUGUACCCUCUUCAGAAAUUUACUGUUAAAGCAUAA